Messenger RNA from Phaedon cochleariae (mustard beetle), 2546 nucleotides. The record is from the annotation of a GenBank genome assembly. Lineage: Eukaryota; Metazoa; Arthropoda; Insecta; Coleoptera; Chrysomelidae.
AACGAACGGAAGGGCUCGAAAACCGUAGAAGCAUAGUCGCAGCUGCAUCAGCCCGAUCAGUCGCUUCUCGUCUACCGUAGGGGUUGAAUUGUUCGCGUAUUCCGUAUUCCGUGCCACCCGUUGUUUUUUUCGUGCUGUUUCCUCUCGAAAUACUCGCGUUAUGUUGUUCGAGAAUCCUCCCGGUAAAUUGUACGCUCCUUAUAAUGUGCCGCCCCCCGUUUCGGUGCUCCAGCCGCCGCCUCUUGUAGGCACCGCCAUGGGCGAGGGCAACGGGCUGAUCGACCACCACGACCUCCACGGCAACGUGAUCCCUAUCAAUGGCAGCCAUUCGGGCUCGUCGGGCCGCAGCACGCCCAACAAUGCGGGCGACCCCGCCCCUGGCAAGCUGUUCGUGGGCGGCCUCAGCUGGCAGACGUCCAGCGAGAAGCUCAAAGAGUACUUCGGCAUGUUCGGCAACGUCACUGAUGUUCUGAUCAUGAAGGACCCCGUCACGCAGAGAAGCCGUGGUUUCGGCUUCAUCACCUUCUCCGAACCUACCAGCGUGGACAACGUUCUCAAAGUACCCAUCCACACCCUAGACGGCAAAAAAAUCGAUCCGAAACACGCCACCCCGAAAAACCGCCCCAAGCAGCCCAACAAGACCAAGAAAAUCUUCGUGGGUGGCGUCAGCCAAGACACCUCCGCCGACGAAGUUAAAGCCUACUUCAGCCAAUUCGGCAAAGUCGAGGAAACGGUUAUGCUGAUGGACCAACAAACGAAAAGACACCGAGGUUUCGGUUUCGUCACCUUCGAGAAUGAAGAUGUCGUUGACAGAGUCUGCGAAAUUCACUUCCAUACGAUCAAAAAUAAGAAAGUCGAGUGCAAGAAGGCACAGCCCAAAGAAGCAGUGCAAGCUAGUGCGCAGCUGCUGGGCAAACGCCUGAUGCUCAGCGGUCUAGGCAUGCGCAUGGCUGCCCCAGCGCCUGGAACUCUCACAGUCAACCCUUUGGCAACAAUGCAAGCGCAAGCGCACAUGCAAGCCGCAGCCGCUGCCUCGGCCGCAGCAGCGCAGGCGCAGUCCGUAGCCGUCGCUGGGUACGGCAAGCUGUUCGGUGCCUACCCGCACUUGGCCAGCUACCGCUACUCCCCUUACCCGAUGGCGGCGGUCAGCGCGGGCAUGCCUCAGGGCGCAGGCGCGGCUGCCGCGCAUGCGCAGAACCCCGCGCAGGCGGCCGGGGCUCCGCAGUUGGCGCAGCAGGUUAACGCGGCGCCCUACCAGGGGUACAAUCUCACCAACGUGGACAUGUCGAGCUUCCAGGGGGUGGAUUGGGGCUCGAUGUACGGGGUGGGCAUGUACGUUUGAAGGGUUGAAGAGGGGUGAGAGAGGACUUCCGAUGAUGCAUUUUUUUUUCGGUGUAAAUAGGAAUCUCAUUGCGACGUGCUGUAGUUGGCAAGGUCACACAUUCGCUUGUCGGGUACUUUUUCUUGGAUGCAGUCUUUUUGAGUGAGGAGAGAGUUGCAGGGAAGGCUCUAGAAGUGGCAGAUGUCAAUUAAUUGAAGGAAUGCAGCUGCUGGUUUUUUUCUUGCUAUUCAAUUUGCGAUAAAUCGACGUAAAUUGAUUACGUGCAGGUGUACUAAUCAGUAUGCGCUGUAAAUAACAAUGAGUUAUACUAUAUUUUGUUGUUUUUUUUCGUUUAUCAAUUCGAAAUUAUUCAUCAAUUGAUGUGUCAUGUAUCAUACAAGGUGGAUCAGAUUGAACAUUGAAUAUUUCUUCCUGAUAUUAUUUCCAUUGUUACAAGGAGUCAAAGUUUACAAAAAUAUAUUAUUUUCUCACAACUUUGAGAAACAAGCUGCAAAUCUAACGGAAUUCAGUAUGAAUGUCAUUGUUGAAAAGCGUCAUUAUUCGAAUUGCAAAAAGAGUAUGAGUUCCAUGAGGAGUUUCAUAUACAUAAGUUGUGAUGGGUAAUAAAAGCAUUGUAAAAAUCAAUCUAGAUUCCGAUUCAAGCAAACAACUUGGCAGAAAUAAACCUGACUUGACUGUUAUUACUCUAUUCAAAUAUAGGGUGAGCAGAGUCUCACUUUUCACCACUUCUGGAGGCUUUCCAUUUAUUUCUCUCCUCGUAUAUUUUCGCUAGUACAGCAUAUCGGCAAUAACUCGCAAUAAUCAGUAUUAAUUCAAAUUGAGUGCUGUUCAAAUUUUCCUUAUUGUAAUCCUGAUAUUCCUGUUGGAUGGCAAUAACGAUAUCUUCGGCGAAAUUAAUUUGUGCCCGAAAUGAUGAUUAUUUUUUUCCCGAAAGGUUGUGUUUCAGUGUACUUAAAUUAUUAACUGCUAGUGAGUACUUAGUUUAUUGUAUUCGACUUUUGGACUGAUGUAGGGACGAUACUUUUUACGAAUCGAGUUUAGCGUUUUUUUUUAUUUUCUUCAUUACUUAUUGAUAUUAUUAUACUCCGUUGUUCGAUCUCAUUCGUUAUUGGAUUCUUAGUAUGUAAGAUUUCUAUGACAUGAUAUUGGUAGAAAUGCUGCCGAACAUAUUAUAUUCAAAACAACUGAUGGGAACAAUCAGUUG